Messenger RNA from Cynocephalus volans (Philippine flying lemur), 2528 nucleotides. RefSeq names its product zinc finger protein 775 (gene ZNF775). Lineage: Eukaryota; Metazoa; Chordata; Mammalia; Dermoptera; Cynocephalidae. Bases 57 to 1664 code for a protein of 535 amino acids. The transcript has 2 exons. The record is from RefSeq and is a predicted model, not a curated record.
CACAGAUGACAGGGCCCGGACCCAGUCUGUGCUGAUACCCUGGGAGGCCUCCAGGGAUGGAGAGUGGCCUGGCUGGCGACAGCCCAGGAGAUGGGCUGGUGAUGAAGAUCAAGCAGGAGAAGUCGGAGUGGCUGCUGCAGACACAGGUGCCGCAGGCCGUGCUCUCGGUGAGAGAUAAAGAGAACAUUUUCCAGCAGUGCCGGGGCCUCCCGCCAUGCCAGACCAUGGGGAGGCCUCGAGCCUUGGCAGCACAGGAGGACACUGGGGGUCCAAGGUGGGCCCCUCCCACUGAGCAGGAUGGGGGACUGGCCGGCCGGGCUCCCGGGGCAGUCCCCGGCCCCCUGAGUCCUGCGCUUUCGGCUGGCGAGGGCCACUUUGUGUGUCUGGACUGCGGGAAGAGGUUCAGCUGGUGGUCGUCCCUGAAGAUCCACCAGCGCACCCACACUGGGGAGAAGCCAUACCUCUGCGGCAAGUGCGGCAAGAGCUUCAGCCAGAAGCCGAACCUGGCGCGCCACCAGCGGCACCACACUGGCGAGCGGCCCUUCUGCUGCCCUGAGUGCGCGAGGCGCUUCAGCCAGAAGCAGCACCUGCUCAAGCACCAGAAGACCCACUCCCGGCCCGCCACCCACUCGUGCCCAGAGUGCGAGCGCUGCUUCCGCCACCAGGUGGGCCUCCGCAUCCACCAGCGCGCGCACGCCCGGGACCGCCAGAGCGCCCGCGCCAGCCUGCAGGAGCUGCUGCGCGACGCGGCGGCGCGGCGGGCCUCUCCCCUGCGGCCAGGGUCGCCGCGGGGUCACCCCGAGUGGGCCUGGCUGGGGCUGUGCCAGGGCUGGUGGGGCCAGCCCGGGACCCGGACCGCAGCGCCCGGCCCCUCAGGGCCCGGUGAGCAACGCCAGUUCAUCUGCAACGAGUGCGGCAAGAGCUUCACCUGGUGGUCAUCGCUGAACAUCCACCAGCGCAUCCACACGGGCGAGCGGCCCUACGCGUGCCCCGAGUGCGGCCGCUGCUUCAGCCAGAAGCCCAACCUCACGCGGCACCUGCGCAACCACACGGGCGAGCGCCCGCACCCGUGCGUGCACUGCGGCCGCAGCUUCCGCCAAAAGCAGCACCUGCUCAAGCACCUGCGCACGCACCUGCCCGGGGCCGCCGCCGCGCCGUGCCCCAGCUGCGGCAAGAGCUGCCCCAGCCGCGCGGCGCUGCGGGCCCAUCAGCGGGCGCACGCCGCCGAGCUGCUGCGCCCCGGGGAGCCGGGCUCCGAGCCGCCGGCCGAGGGCACCCCGGGCGUGGCCGCGCGGCCCCGCAGCCCCCAGCGGCCCCGCGGGGCGGGGAGCGUGCUGUGGGGCCGGGGGCGCGCGGGCCUGGCCGGGCCGGGCGAGCCGCGCCAGUUCAUCUGCAACGAGUGCGGCAAGAGCUUCUCGUGGUGGUCCGCUCUCACCAUCCACCAGCGCAUUCACACGGGCGAGCGGCCCUACGCGUGCCCCGAGUGCGGCCGCCGCUUCAGCCAGAAGCCCAACCUCACGAGGCACCGCCGCAACCACACCGGCGAGCGGCCCUACCUGUGCGCCGCCUGUGGCCGCGGCUUCAGCCAGAAGCAGCACCUGCUCAAGCACCAGCGCGUGCACCGCGGGGCCCUGGCCCCCAGCCCCAAGGAGGGGGCGCUCUAGUGCACCAGGACCCACGCAGACCCGUGGUGGUGGUGGGUGAUGUUUGCGGGGUGCGUGUAGGGAAUGGGGAUGCCCAGGAACGCCGGCUCUUAGACUCUCCUUGCCCUGGGUGAGACCAUAUCAAAAGGCGAUUUUCUUAAGGCUCUGAAGGCCUGAGAACAGAAUUCCAGAAGCAUCCCAAAGGGUGCCCAGAAAGGGGCGUAGGUCGUGCUAAGGGGAUGGACGGAGGAGAUAAGAUCGACAUCCUCACCCCGGAGCCUGGAUGUGUCCGUGAUGGCAGGGUACCGUGUUUAUACAUCCUGAGAGGUGGGACCCCAGGCCUCAGGCAUGGAGUGAGGGAGCUGUUGGGGACUCUGGGAGAGGCUCCUGGUGUGAAGUGGCCCAGGUCUGGACUGGUCAGCUGCAGUACCAGCCUGUCACACUCAGGCUGCAGGAUGGCCAUGGGCUGUCACUAUGGUAAAGUCACAGCAAACUCACAGAUAACCAAGGAUGGAAGCCAAAGGCUGUGUCCAGGGAGGGCCACGUGUAUCCCCAGCACCAGGGACAGUGCCAGCACUUCAUGGCCUUUCAAUUUGUAUUUUUGGAAGAAAUGAAUGGUUUGAUGGUCCUCCAACCCUGAGUACUCCACUGCCCAGGCUGCUGUGUGUGGCAGGUGUGAUCCUAGAACGGGUAUGUGUGUGAUGGUUAGGGCCUGGGCACAAGUGGGUGGUCUCAGCUGAGAUCUGGUCGCUUGGGGAGGUGGCUGCAGAAGGAGAGAGCCAAGUGUGCUGCUCCUACUCACUGGCCUGGGGUGCACCCGAAGUGGGCUGACUCAACUGACUUGGAUCCUUAUCGAUCCCAGUGUUGCAGAAGAGAAAAUGAAAG